AUGGAGCGCAAAAUGGGAACGCAUUCGGCGUUUGCCUCGUCUACAGUGGCGACGAAAAAUGCAGCGCAAAACCCGGUCUCCAACAGAGGCGACGCAAAAUCCUCCGGCGAGCUGCCGCCGGCGCCCCUUCCCUCUCCUCAAGAUGCGGCCGGCCCGCUCGAGCUCCGGCAGCCUCCAUCUCCCUCCCCGACGGCUCCCUCCCCCGGUGCUCCUGCGUGGAGGCCGCGCGGGCCACGGCGACGGUGGCCGGAUCCGCGCGGGGCGCGGCGACUCCUCCCUUCCGGCCGCCUCCAUUCGUCGGUCCGCCGCUCGCCACACGCCGCCGCUCGCCUCGCGCUGCGCCAUCCCCCUCCCCCAUCCCCACCGCCGUCUCCACCGCCGACGUCGCCGGUGCCGACGCCAACCCCACCGCGGCGCGCGCCUUCGUCUCCCGCCUCCUCGACUCCUCCAGGCGCGCACUCUCCGGCGCCCGCCCCUGGUCGGAGCUCGCCGACCGCUCCGCGCUCUCCCGCCCGGACACCAUCUCCGAGCACAACGCUGGGGACGCUGAUGGGCGUGUCGGCGUUCGGCGGCGCGCAGGCGCAGCAGCGCCGCGCGGCAAGGGCGCCGGCGGAGGGCGAUGAGGGCGCGAGAGGGGCGCAGCGCGUGCCACGCGAGGAGGAGGAAGAGAGGCGCCGCGGCGCGGUGUGGCGGAGGAGGAGGCGGCGACGGCAGCGGCGCGGCCGCAGCCUGGGCGGGAGCUGGUGGCGGGACCAUGGCGACAUGGGGCGGCAGAUCGCGGGGGCCGACUUCCUCUGCGACGGCGCCGGCGCCUCGGGGCGUGAGGCUGCGGCGGCGGCGGCGGCCACCGCGCUAUUCGAGGACGGCAGGGUGCGGCCGCCGCGGCUAGGGCUGGAAAAAUAG
This is a messenger RNA of Panicum virgatum (switchgrass), 903 nucleotides long. RefSeq names its product serine/arginine repetitive matrix protein 1-like. The transcript has a single exon. The coding region runs from base 1 to 903 and encodes 300 amino acids. The record is from RefSeq and is a predicted model, not a curated record. NCBI's taxonomy places the organism in Eukaryota, Viridiplantae, Streptophyta, Magnoliopsida, Poales, Poaceae.